Molecule: messenger RNA, 894 nt
Organism: Carya illinoinensis
Lineage: Eukaryota; Viridiplantae; Streptophyta; Magnoliopsida; Fagales; Juglandaceae
Exons: 2
Coding region: 134-574 (146 amino acids)
Cellular component (GO): chloroplast
Source: RefSeq, a predicted model, not a curated record
AAGGUUAAGAAUAAUACAAAAGUGGUACAUAAAUUGGAUAUUAUUUUAGUGCAUUGUAGACCUUUAGUCGGAGAAAAAUAAUUUUGAGAGUUCUACGGCACUUUCAGCUGGCAGCAGAUAUCGAUAGAUAGAUAUGGCAGCGUCUGCCACAGCGAGCGGAGCUCCCAAGCUCUGCUACUCAGCUUCCCAAUACGGCCAUUCGAAGCCUGCUACAAAGAGAGCAAUGGGUACCAUCAAGUUCUACAUUCAGAACAACGUAAACUUCCCAAGGAGAAGUGCCCAAAGGUCUUUUCCCAUCCGAGCUCUCGACCCGCAAAGAGGGGAAGAAGAAGAGCAGGAGGAUUCAAGCAAGAAUAACAAAACCGGUGCUUUUACCUCUCAGGAAGAUUUGGAAUAUUUGUGGAAAUUGGUAGCUGGGUCAGUUGUAGGUGCUGCUGUACUCAAGUAUGGAAGCGCAGUUUUUCCAGAUACCACCAGACCGAACAUUGUACAAGCUCUGAUUAUGAUAUCAGCUCCUGUCAUUGUUGCUGUUUUCCUUUUGAUCAAGCAGAGUCGUGCCGAGAGACGAAGCUAGGAACCCAGUCGUGUAACAUGCUCUUCCUGGUAAGAAUGGAUGCCAUGACCCAUUUUGCUAAGGAAAAGAAUGUCCUUCUGCAAUCGAGUUUGGUGGUGAAAGUUGCGAGGAUGAUUGUCUCGAUGUCUGUCGUCUUGAGAAUCCUUCCCGAGAGUGUUCUAGCUGAUCAUUUCUGAACUUCAGAAAACGUUGUAAGAAUUUGUGAGCUUGGAGAAACUAAGCGUGAUAGAUGGGCAAUCAAUGUUCUGCUCAUCGACUGGGAUUCUAUUGUGUAAAGGAUCGUUAUGAUUUGUUAUAUGGGAACUAGUUAGGUGAUUUCA